AUGGAUUCAAAACAGAAUAACAAUAUAUCGGAAGUUAAGAAACAAUUGUCAAUUCGGAGGUAUUUCUGUCCACAAGAGAACUGUUUCCGACAUUUUUCGUGUUCGAGUUCUUUGGAUUAUCACCGAAAGAAUGGCACUCAUGAGUGUAGAGACAAGACAUACAUCUGUGGUAUUAAUGCAUGUGAUUAUAAGACUUCAUCUAAACAUGAGUUACAGAAACACAUAUCGAGUGAACACAAGAAUCGUUUUGUCUGUGAUUUCUUGGGAUGUGAUAAGAAGUAUGAUUAUAACGGAGAGUUGAAACGACAUAAACAACGUUCGGGACAUACCUAUAGGUGUGAUGUCGAGGAAUGUGAAGAAGUGUUUGUCAGUCAAAGAGAUUUAUCUAAACAUAAAUAUAAUAAACACAACUCCAUUAACCAAAAUGAAGACAUGAAUGAAAACUCAAUUGAAUUUCAGAGAAAAUGUGACAAUAAUUGUGAAACAAAUGCCAAAAGAAAAGUGAAAUCAAAUACAAGUGAAGCGAAAGACAACGAAACAGAAGAGUAUAAUAACGGGUCGAGUGAUGAAGAAAUGGACAGCAAUUCAGACACUGAUUACUCUGAGAGGAAGACUAAGAGAAAGAAAAUUAAUGUCAAAACUGACGGUCCAUUUGUCUGUGAUUUCAUUGGAUGUGGAAAACAAUUUCUGACAAGAAUUUCUGUGACUAAACACAAAAGCAUACAUUUGGGUCAUACCUAUCGGUGCGAAGACUGUGGAAUAGUAUGCAAAUCCAACUCUUCAUUAACUAAACACAAACGCAUACAUUUAGGUGAGACCUAUCGGUGCGAUGACUGCGGCAAAACAUAUCCAUCCAAACAGAGGCUAAGCGGACACAAGUCUGCAAAACACGGCACAGCCUAUCAGUGCUCUCAUCCGGGAUGUGAUUACAAGACUGGACAGCAAUCAGCCCUUAAUAAACAUCGAUUAAGUCAUGUAAACGACUAUCAAUUCAAGUGUUCAAUUAAUGGCUGCGAUAAAUGCUUUAAAAUCGAGCGAGCGUUAAAUGAUCACCAAAUGAGAGCACAUCCCAAAGAGUUUCCGGACAUACCAUGGAUUGAAUGCUCGCAUACGGGCUGUCAGUAUAGGAGUAAAUGUGAACCAGACAUAAAACAUCACAAUAAAGAGCACACAAAGCCCUGUAUAUGUGAAGUGUGCGGAAAAUCAAUCCCAUCAAAGAGUAUCGCCACUCACCGCCGGACUCACGACAAGUCGUUGCAAUUCAAGUGCGAAUGGCAUGAAUGUGAGCGAAGUUUUAGAACCAGGUGUGCAAUGAUUGCCCACAUGAACGAACACUCGACUGAGACCACAUACCGGUGCCAAUGGCCCGGUUGUGACAAAAUAUAUUUUAAUAAAUUUGUUUUAUAUAAUCACGAGAAGAGGCAUAAAGUAUUAGACCAUAAGUGUCAUUGGCCUGAAUGCGAGUACUCGACCACUAAUCCCAUUAGACUUCAUAAUCAUAUCGAUAGACAACACAAGGGUCUGCAGGACUACCGGUGCUCUCAUACGGGCUGUGAUUAUACGACCACUAAAUGCGGGGAAUUAGACACACAUAUGAAGACUCAUAAAAAUUAA
This is a messenger RNA of Medioppia subpectinata, 1614 nucleotides long. Lineage: Eukaryota; Metazoa; Arthropoda; Arachnida; Sarcoptiformes; Oppiidae. The record is from the annotation of a GenBank genome assembly.